AUGCUCUCCAACGAUACUGGCUCAGCAUCCAUCUCGCUGUUAAUCGAAGAUGAUUUUGCCUCUGAUCAUCAACAACAACAACAGAAUUCGCUUUUGAAGGAGAAUGAUGAUGAUCAUCAUCAUUCCGAACAUGAUUCAAGCAAUGAUGAUUAUUUAGAAAUGAAUGGAGCUAAAUUUGAAAAAUUGUACAGAGGUUUGUUCGCGAGCUGUCGUUACACGGAUAUCAUUGACAAAUGUCAGGGUAGAGACUUGAGCUUCUUUCAUGUCAAUGCCAUGAUUGAUCAAAUGGCAAAUUCUAAAACUGACAUGUAUCAUGGUGGUCAAAUUCUUCAUGCGUUUUGGAAUUUCUUCAAGUUAGCGUCACGCAUGAAUGAUUUGCAAAUGAAAGUUGAAUUUUUGUUUUUUGAGCAAGAUGAAGUCUAUACUUGGAUCAGUGAGGGAAUGGUAAUAUCUCAACAAUCUGAACCACCAAUUACUUGUUCAAUGAAAGAAGGCAUGAAAAUUCUCAAAGACGACAUGUCCAAAUCUCAGGUGUCUGUUAAAGUGUCCCUUGAGCACGUAGAACCUCCAAAAUGGAAACCUCUGUUGAAAGAAUUACUCAGAAUUUACUUGAACAACAAUGGCUUUAUUUGUCAUACUUUCAAGAACAUGUGUGAUGAAAAAUUUAUUCAGCUCUUGAAGCAAAGAGAACCAGGAUUUACCCUUGCUCAAUCUAACGACAAUCUAUUUAAGUCUUUGUGUAUCUAUGUGGGACGUGUUGUAGGUGACGGUUUAGACUUUGGUCCCAAUACUUGUUAUUCAUAUGUCUCUAGUACAUUCUUUCGCACUUCUUUGGAGUGUUCGUGCUUUGCAAAUGCGAUCAGCCGAAUUGAAACGAUCUCUCAUUGCCCUGAAAAUGAGCACCAAGAAAUUAUUGACGAAUUUAUGCCAAUUGAAGAACUUUUGAACAAGUAUACAUAUCUUGAAACUUUUCAAAGAGAUCGACUAGUAAUUUUAUUGCUCACAGUGAGACGAAUCCAACCCAAAGUUUCAGAUUCUGCUCUCUACAGCUUGUUUUUAUCUGUGCUAUUGGUGUCAACUUUACUUGUGUUUGAGUUGGAUCUUCAAGACAGAGCAUUCCAAUUACCAGGUAAUGAUGAGAUUUUCUUCAUGGAAGAUUACUCUAAAUUUGUAGAACAACACUUGUACAAGGAAUUGGUAAUUGUACUGAAAGGUCUACAAAAAAAGGUUUCUGAUAAGGCAAUUGUUGAUCUAUUCGACGGAAGAUUGAUGGUGAAAACAUUGCUAUUACUCUUUGCGAAUCAAAAGCCAGAUUGGAAGCAGAUAUGUGUUGUUCAUCCCAAAUACGAAUUGUUUGUUAGGGAGUUUGUUGAGCCGUUAUUGGAAAAUUAUUUGAGUGAUUCUAACCACGAAUGUCAUCCAAUUGUUAACCUAUCAGGGAGGUCCCAACUUCCAGAAAAUCAACCCGAACAUAAGGUUCACCCUAUUGUGAAUAACUCACUUGCAAAUCGUCUCUUUAAAGAUUUACACGUCAGUGAGUAUAGCAUUGAAGAGAGUGACAACAUAGUGCAGCAAAAUAUUAAGCCAGCGACAUCAAGCGGUGAUAAUUGUGGUAAUUCCAACUCGUUCACAUCAAUGGUUGAAACGGAUUCAACUCAUUGGAAGUCCAGAAGACUGUUGGUUGAUGACAAAGAACAAGACGACAGUAGUUUGUACUCGCUGCGAAUCAAAGAGUCCCUAUCUCAAUACUCUCGAAGCUUUCAACGGAAUGAAAAGGUUUUUUUGGAUGAUGUCAAAGCUGCAAAAGCACACCAUAUAACCAAUGAUGUAAUCGAUGAAAUGAGAAAGAUUUUGAGUCAAUUUAAGAACUCUUCAUCUGCAACACUGAACAGUGAGCUUUUGUAUAUUUUCAUAACCCGUAUGUUUGAAACAUGGGUUUCUAACAUACGUAUUCAAUAUCUUGAUGAUAGACAGUUUACAGUUGAAAAAGCAGAGAAUAGAGCAAAACUUCUAAAAUUAAUCAUUGACGCAUUAUUGACUCAUUUAGAGCUACUUACACAAGAAGUGAAUGAAAAACCAGAGAAUUCAAAUUUGCAAAUAUCGGCCAUUCUUCAUUCUCGUGCUUUUUAUGGGUUAAUUGAAAAAGCUAGAAAACCAAAGCAGCAGGCAAACGUCAUCUACUCGUAUUUGAGGCAUCGAGUUGUCUUGAACAAGUUCUUCUCGAUAAUAUUACAAUGUCAAUUCUUAUAUCCUAUUGUGCGAGCGGUGUAUAAGAAGGAAGAAUCAAUGAUCAAAGAAGGGUUGAGAUUGCAAUUUCAAUGUAUGACCAUCACUGACCUGGACAACAUCUUAAUUCGUUUCAAGAAGCUUCAAUUUAAGGAUGUCAUGUCCCCAAAUUACAUUCCUCAGCUAUUCCCAAAGAUAUAUGAACACAGUAAUCAAUAUGGAAAGAAAAUGACAACUGUAUUGCAAUUCAAACCUGACCCAUGGCAAAAAGAAGUUAUCGAAUACAUCAACCACAACAUGGAUAGCAAUAGUGAAAAAAAGAAAUCUCUCCUGGUGACAACACCAACAUCCAGUGGAAAGACGUUCAUUACCAUGUAUUUGAUUGAGAGAGUUUUGAAGAAUAGUAAGACAGACAAGGUUGUAUUCGUUGUGCCUACUAAUGCUCUUUGUAAUCAAAUUUAUGCCGAAGUGUUAAAUAAGUUUGAAAACGAGGAAGGUCAGGCCGACAUUGUAGGCGUGUUUACUGCAGAUCAACGUGUGAACACAAUGAAGUGUAGGGUACUUGUUACCAAUGCUGCCAUGUUAGAAAUUUUACUUCUCCACUAUUCAAAUUUUGAAUUGAGAGAAACGUUAGCUUAUGUAGUACUAGACGAAAUUCAUUUAAUUACUGAUGAAUCCAAUGGUAGGCAAUGGGAACAUAUUUUAUCAUUAAUAAGAUGUCCUUUCAUUGCAUUGAGUGCAUCGAUUGGAAAUGUUUUGCAUUUUAAGGGAUGGCUGUCAAACCUUGGAAGCCAAAGAAAAAACCAUAAUACCGAAAUUGAAAUUGUUCCAAAAUUGAAAGAUGAUGGUAGUGCCUCUGUUGUGGAGCGACUUCAGCCCCUUGAAUAUUAUUUUUAUCACAGCAUUAGUGAUCAAGAACCCCAAUUCUAUACUCACACAAGAAUGCAUCCAUUGACAGUGUUGGACGAGAAAUCACUUGAAAAAAAGGAAGCCCUUUCAUUCAUUCCAGAAAUGUCAAAAGACCAAUGCAUAGAGCUAUUAGAAUGUUCUCAAUUACUUACAAAAGAGCUAAAUCGAAAGAAUGAUCCCCUUUCAGAACUCCUUUUUGAAAAUUAUACAUGCUCUCAUGAAAACAUUCCUCUAUUCGAUGAGCUAGAAGUUCUUUCUUCCAAUGGCUAUUCUUCUUACAGAAAGUAUGUGUUGCAAAAAAUGUCAGAACUGCAAGAAACAGACCCAGAAUUUAUGUCAUGUUUACAUAACAAACUAUUACAGCCUGUUCUGAAGGCCUUUGAUAGAAUUGAUCAUGACACUACCAAAGAGUCGUUAUAUGAGGCCAUACCUCACUUAUGCGUAUACAUGAAGUAUCAUCAAAUGCUACCAGCUCUUGUUUUUCAUUUUGAUAAAUCUGGUAUCAAGAGCAUGGUUUCCUCUAUCAUUGAAUAUUGUAUCAUUACUGGAGAAUCUUUGUUGACAAAUGACCAAAAGAGAAAUCUGCAAUCAUAUAUUUCACACAAGCCUAUUGAGGCAUAUGUUAGAAUUGAAUUUGUUAAUGAGCAUCAUUUAACAGGUCUUAUUGAUAUCUUGAAACAAAAUGGACUCCGAUACAUACAACAUUCAAAAGAUAAGAACGAAUCUGCGAGCAAUAUUAUUGAGAUUCCAUUGCUUAAGGUAGUGAGUACUUCUAGCACUGAAUUAGACGUGCAACGAAGAGACCUUAUUGACUAUGAAAUAGUAUCGCGAUAUCUGAAAGGAUUGUUAUCAGUUGCUUGUUGUGAUGACGAGCAAAAGAACUGCUCAAAAAGAGAAGAUGUAAAAAAGUAUUAUCAAAACGAGAAAUUUAGUUUAACGACAGUUUUACCUCAAGAUGACGUAGAGUUAUUAAUGUUGUCAUUAAGGUUUGGAGUUGGCAUGCAUCACAAUUCAGUAGACGCCCUCUUGUUACAGGAAGUGGAAAAGUUGUAUCGUAUGAAAUUAUUACCUGUAGCCAUUGCAACUGGUACUCUAAGUUAUGGUAUUUCAAUGCCAUGCAAAACAUCAGUAAUCGCUGACAACUCUAUGUUUAUGUUGAAAAUGUAUUUCCAACAAAUAUCUGGUAGAGCAGGUCGAAGAGGUUUUGAUCCUAAAGGUAAUGUGAUUGUGAUGAACAUGUUAUUGGAGAGAGUGAGAAGAUAUUUAACUACAAACUUACCAAACUUGAACGGUAGUUUUGGAAACACCAAUACGUUUAUAUUGCGACUAAUUACGUUCUGUAUGUUGAGUGAGUUACGACUCGAUCCAAAACAUGCUGAAAAUGCUUUAGAAGAUGCAGUUAGUGCUUUAACUCAACCUCUUUCUUCGUUUACUCGAGCAACCUCUUCGAACUCACAAGCUCAACAUUAUCAUUAUGCCCGGUUUGCAUUUGAAUUUUUGAGACAUCAUGGGUACAUUUCAGAGCUUGGACUACCAAUUGGACUUACUGGCCUGGUUUCAAAACUAUUCUAUUUUGAACCGGAUAACUUUUUAUUUGUAUAUUUAUUACGAAAGGGAGUUUUUGACCAUAUUGUGGAAAGUGUUUCUCUUGAUGAAGACAAUGAUGAAAACAUUCAACAGAAAGCAAGAGAGCUCAUAGAAGUGUUAGCAUAUUUAUUCGAACGUCAUUACACUAGAAAUGAAAGAGUGUUACAACCUUUUACUGAAUUUCAAAUAGAAACAAUCGAUAAGCAACCUUUGAAAAUCUCUGAUUUAUAUAAUGAAUUUCACAACGACACAUUCAACCUCUAUUUGGGUUACUUGAAGAGUUUUAGUAUGUCCAACAGGAAUAACCUUAAUGACCUUAUCUUGCCUUACAGUGAGAUCGAUUUUAAACAUCCGCAUCAGCAUGAAAAUACUGCAUCCUCAAAGAUAAUCUCAGCUUUCAAAUCAACGAACAGUCAAUCAGAACGUCAAAUGUAUUGCAUUUCUUCAUUUAGUGCACUAUCAGGCAAUCAUGACGGCCAUUUGGAAAAUUUAGAAGUCAUCAAACAAAAUAUCAAGCAUACAAUUACGAUCGAUGGCGCAUUAAUUCCCAUUCCAAAAAUUGUAGAUCCAAAUUCAAUAUCUUCUUUUAUUGUAGACUAUUUUGACCAUGGAGAGACAUCAAUUCUAGUCAAAGAAAAUGGUUUCAGGUUUAAAAAAGAUACUGAUGAUUUUGUUUUGAAUUUCUUGAAAGUUGUAAAAAAGAUUUUAAGUACAUUCAACCAAAAAGUGGACUUUGGUAGAACAGAUGUGUUUGUAGAUGGAAAGGUCUACGUUACACAAAAUAAGAACAAGUACUUGGCACAAGUGAUCGACAUCAACAUUGAUACUUAUUGUGUUUGUUUAUUAGAAGGUCCUGAGGCUUAUAGAGAUAAAGUAGUUCGGAAACAUGACUGCGAAGUAAUUCCGUUAACAGCCAACGAAAAGCUUGUGCGAAAAAGAAAUAUCAAAAUGCAACGAGUUCUGCAAUUCAUUAAGAAUAGAUUGAGCAAAUUUGAAAGUGAAGACGAAAGUGCACAAAAAGCACUUAUUUUAGAGCUUGUGGAACAGUAUAACAAGCGCAAGAAUCAGUUGUUUGAGUGUCCUUCAAAUGCUUCUCCACCACCACCAGAUUUUAAGAUAUCUCUUCAUCCUAGAAAGAAGCAAGAAGUUCUUGCAAUGAUUGAACAAGAACAAACAUCUAUUGACGCAUUUAAUGAAACACUUUCUAAGAAUCCAACGAUUAUUGAUCAUAACGCACACAACGCACACUAUUUUGAAGCAAAGAGACUCUUAAACAUAUUGCAAACAAAAAUUACUAGAAUACCAUUUGAUUUUGAAGAAGAUCAAACUGAGCAAUUAUUGGAAAUUAUUUCUUCCAUUAAUCUUGCAUUAUCUGAUACCAACUUGCGCCUGUUUUUGGAUUUGCUUUUCAACAACAAGGAAAAUUGUUUACAACAAAUCGAGUCAUUCAGAAAGUCGCUCACGACAAAUCUCCUCAUGACCAAUUCAAACAACGUUCAACAUAUUACUCUGAAUCGUAAUUUGGACCAUAAUUUAGAUAAGAUUUCUGACAUAAUAUCUAAUUUACCAUUUACUGAACAUUUGUCCCAAUACUGCAUACAAGAAAAUCCGUUAUGGUCCUUACGAAUAUUGGACUCGAUCAGGAAAAAACUAUCUAGUCAUCCCAUCAAAAAUUUACCUCUUCAUCUACCUAACUUGGCACAGCUCAAGGGUAAACAUCUAGAAAAGGAGUCUGUAGCCAGAAUCAUAGACUCUUUGGAUCUAAAAGAACACGAAAUUUAUUUGAAAUCUCUUUUUGGUUUGUCUCAAGUACAUGCUAUUUCACUUAGGAAUAUAGAAAUUUGCAGAAUACUCCUCAAGUCAUAUCACAGAUCUUUAUUCUCAACUAAUUACAAUUUCAUUAAGGAUCUAGCAAAGUUUGAACAAUCUUUAAGCCACCAUUGCGGUUUAGUGGUAGAUGACGGACGAAUUGACAAUUUCCAGGAAAGAUUUGUUGACAUUUACAAAAUUAUUGGAGAAAAUUAUGACAAACUUGGUGAACAUUUGCAGAUCAAAAUGUCUUUACAAAAUUCAUGGAACACUUCAAAGAGAGAAUUUCUCAUGCAAGCAUAUAGCGACUUUUAUGAAGCAAGUAUUACUGUGAUGCAUUUUGAAGGAUUUAGAUUUUGCAAACAAGAACAAUAUUUCCCCACCACUCACCAUACAAGAGAUGUGAUCAUUGCAAAACAAAUUCAAAUUGUUCAUGUGAGUUUACCUAGUAGAGAUGACGAAUUAUUGAAGCAAAGAAUUGUUGAGGAUCUUCCAAACGAUCGAGAAUAUGGAUUCAUUCUCAAAAGGAACACAAAUUCUGCACAACUUGAAUCAUUCAUGCAACAACACAACAUCCCAUACAUGCUUCGUCAACAAAAUCAUUCUACAAGAGAUUGGAGAUGUAUGUUUACGAACAAACAACAUCUCUAUAGAGUAGUCAAACGACUGUUUUCUCUCGUCCACGCACUUUGUUACGAAAAAGAUUAUUAUUACAGAUUGAAACGGCAAUCACACCAAUAA
Naegleria lovaniensis is the source of this 7272-nucleotide messenger RNA. RefSeq lists its product as uncharacterized. Gene Ontology annotation, molecular function: nucleic acid binding; ATP binding. The transcript has 2 exons. Gene Ontology annotation, cellular component: cytoplasm. The coding region runs from base 1 to 7272 and encodes 2423 amino acids. The record is from RefSeq and is a predicted model, not a curated record. NCBI's taxonomy places the organism in Eukaryota, Heterolobosea, Eutetramitea, Acrasida, Naegleriidae.